CAAGCACUUGCAUUCAAAAUGAAAAUUCGUUUAGUUUUCGUGGUUUUCUUCAUUUCGUUCAUCGAUCACUUCAUUUGCGCAAUAAAAUAUCAGAACAUUGGUGAUUGUUACUAUGACAAUGGCAGCUACGCCGAAAGUAAUCUAACUCUGAUUUGUGAAGAAAACAUUCGUGAAACGACGUUAUUCAAGCAAUACGAUAAAAGUGUUUGCCAAAAUCAAAUUGAGUGCUUCAAUUCCGAUUGCAGUGAGGGUUUUUACAAGUUUAUGAUCGGAACCAUACGAUUUGAAGACUGUGAAUUAUCGCAAAUUCCGAGUAAUAUAUUCAAAGUGUACGAAAAUGUGCGCGUAUUUAAUAUGGCCAAUCUUGGUACGCAGACAUUCACGUCCGACUUUUUUUCCGAUGCAAAACGUCUUAGCAACUUAAAUGCAUCUUACAAUCAAAUCAGCGAAAUACCGUCGAAUUCAUUUGUGAAUUGUGAAAAGUUGACCGAUGUGGAUGUGUCCUUCAAUAAAAUUACACAUUUUGAUGCGCAUGCCUUUGCCGUUGGAAAUCACCUCCAGAGCUUGAAUUUAUCGCACAACAACAUCACCGAAUUAAGUGUUGAAACAUUCCAAAAGUUGACCGAACUGAAGCAACUAAACUUGGCAUACAAUCAAAUUGCUGAAUUGCCAUCGUUUUUAUUUCACAAAAAUGAAAAAUUGACCGAUGUUAACAUGUCACACAAUAAAAUCCAUAAAAUCGACGAUUUUGCAUUUGCCGGCGAUUUUAAAUUGAAAAAAUUAAAUCUAUCGCACAAUAAAUUGACAACGUUCCAAAAACGAUUCUCGGACAAUCAUUCCAAUUUGACGCAUUUGGACGUUUCGAACAACCGAAUAGCUGCGAUUAAAGUGGACACAUUUGAAAGUCUGCGAGAUUUGGCUUUCCUUGAUUUAUCGGAAAAUUUACUGAAAAUUUUGGACAAUAAAACGUUUGAAAACCAAAGAAAUCUUCGGCAACUGAAUUUAUCGCGAAAUCAUUUAACCGAAAUCACAGCAGGAACGUUCGCAUCGUUGAUAACACUAGAGAUUUUGGAUUUAUCGAAUAACGCAUUGAAAAUAUUGAACGCGAUCAUUCUGCCCAUACAAGCGAAUCAACUGGAAUUGAUUCUCAUCGCGAAUAAUAAAUUGCAUGAACUGAUUGACUUUACGAGUGCACGCAUUCCAAAUACAAAAAUUAUCGGCAUUGACAGCAAUCCAUUCAAUUGCACGUACUUGGAUGCAUUGUUUCAAUCGAUCACUUGGAAACAUUUGGACUCGAUUUCAAAGAGAAUCGCAUGCAAUUCAGCCACCGAAAAUAAUGAACCCAUCGAUUUGAGCGAAAAUGUAACAUUCACAUGGGCCCUGGAAACAACGACCACAAGUGAUCUUGUGACCAUUCCGGUUGUUGAAACGGCAACGGAGAAACCCGACGAACGUAUUAUGGCUAACGAACAAAAUGGAAACAACAUCAAAAUCGCAAAUCUCUGGAAAUCUCAAAUGAAGAAUGAACGCGCUAUGAAAUCGUUAAGGAAGUAUUUCUACAUUUUUAUGUGCAUUGUUACGGUCGGAUUUACAGUUAUUGCAUACUGCUUUAUGCGCAUGUUUGUUGAAAUGCGAUAUAUGUCGAGAGCUAUCUUGAAACCGGAAUAUGAUGUUAAGUACACCAUUGAACCACCGAAUGGAGUCGACAAUCAUGCUUAUGAAACCAUCGAAAUUAGAAAAAGUACAGAGUCAGUUAAAACACCCAUUUGCAACUUUUUCGAAAUUUAUUUCAAUGUAUUCGAAUUGGAUAUGUCAAACCUCGGCGUUGAGACAUUGAAACCUGAAAGUUUUGAAAGUGGCACUGAAUUGUUCAAAUUAAAUGCAUCCCACAACAAAAUCACUGAAAUUCCCUUUUAUCUCCUAAAAGAAACUGUUAAUCUAACUAUAUUGGAUUUAUCAAACAAUCAAAUAAGCCGAUUUGAUCCAAAUGCGUUCUCCCUUGGAAAUAGUUUAAAAUACCUGGUUCUUGAAUCAAAUAAUAUAAGUGAAUUAAGUGCCGAAAUGUUUUAUAAAUUAACCGAAUUGGAAUAUGUUUAUGUCAGUUACAAUCAAAUCACCAAAAUACCGGCAAAUUUGCUUGAUUCGUUCGUUUUGUUAAAAAAAAUGUUUUGGUUCGCGUUUUUCAUUCUGGCCAUUUUAGCCAAAGAUAUUCAUAGUCAUGAAUUAGACUAUGGUGAAAAGUUUCAUGACAAUUCACUGAAUUGGGGAAACAAAAACAUCAAUGAAUUGUCGCCGAAUAUGUUCAAGGUGUGUUGUAACGAUAUAAAAAAAUUGAUUUUAUCCUACAAUAAAAUCGAGCAAGUUCCGUCGUUUGUGUUUCAAACGUUGAAACAACUCACCGACAUCAACCUUUCAAACAAUGAAAUUCAAGUGAUUGAUGAUUUUGCGUUCGCUGGAGAUUUAAAUUUAAAAAAAUUGGAUUUAUCGGUUAACAAAAUCAUGUACUUCACCGAAUAUUUCGUGAGAGACCACACACGUUUGGUGCAUUUGAACAUUGCAUUUAAUCAAAUCAGUUUCGUGGCACCGGAUACAUUUGAUACACUUGGCGAAUUGUUGGUUUUGGAUCUAUCAAACAACUUGAUCGAUGAAUUUGACAGCAAAACAUUUGUGAAUCUGGUCAAGUUGGAACAUUUGAAAUUAUCACACAAUAAAUUGGAGGACAUUGAAACGGAGGCAUUUUCGUUUUUAAUUAAUCUACAAACGCUGGACUUAUCAUAUAACAAAUUGAAGACAUUGGACAUCAAGACACUGCCGAAGCCACUCUACCGCAUGAAAUCCUUGUUACUCGCCGAAAAUCAAUUGAAAGAACUCAUCGGAUUAACAAGCGCGACCAUGGGACGUAGCCUUAAAAUUAAAGGAAUCGAUAGAAAUAAGUUUAACUGCACUUAUUUGCAUCAAUUCUUCAAAUCAAUCACAUGGAACCAUUUAGAUACAAUUUCAACACGGAUUGAAUGCAAUUAUUUCGUCUACAAAAAUAACAAUAUAAACGAUGCAGUCCAAAAAUUCGAUCAACUAUUCACUCUCGGCAUAAUAACUUCAGUGACCUGUAUUGUUUUCUAUGUCCUCACAAUUUUAAUGAUAGAACUUGUUAUGGAACAGCAUAAUUUGAAGAAAAACAGCAAAACUUCGAUGAAGAAUGAAAAAACAUUGGGCGGAAACAACGAAACCUCGAUGGAACACGAAGAAACCAUGGAUGAAAGCAGCAAAACUUUGAAGACCGUAUUGAAUGAUUUGAGAGCAAAAUAUAGCUCAUUCUCUACAAAUGAAAAACCCGUUGAACAAUCAACUCAAAAAGAUUUUGUGGACAUUUUCGUUGACAACAUCAAAAAUUCAAUCGACGGAAUUCGAAAUAAAUAAUUAUCCAUUUUUUGAACGCAUUUUUUUUUUACAUUUUCAAGUAGUGUUUCAUCAAUUGAUGACAGAAAAUGAUCAUAAUUACCAACUUUUUCUGAAUUCCAUCGUUAAAGCGUCGUAUUCGUUAUCUCGACGAUUUAUUUAUAUUCGUUAUCUCGUCAAAUUGAACCAGAAAAAAAGAAGAAGAGAAAGGUGAUUUUAGUACCAAGCAUUUUUCUCGUUCUCAAUUUCCGAACAUGAUCAAUAUUUU
Contarinia nasturtii (swede midge) is the source of this 3664-nucleotide messenger RNA. Its product is annotated as chaoptin-like. Gene Ontology annotation, molecular function: protein binding. The coding region runs from base 19 to 3417 and encodes 1132 amino acids. The record is from RefSeq and is a predicted model, not a curated record. The transcript has 3 exons. NCBI's taxonomy places the organism in Eukaryota, Metazoa, Arthropoda, Insecta, Diptera, Cecidomyiidae.